Molecule: messenger RNA, 1464 nt
Organism: Glarea lozoyensis ATCC 20868
Lineage: Eukaryota; Fungi; Ascomycota; Leotiomycetes; Helotiales; Helotiaceae
Product: MFS general substrate transporter
Exons: 4
Coding region: 1-1464 (487 amino acids)
Biological process (GO): transmembrane transport
Molecular function (GO): transmembrane transporter activity
Source: RefSeq, a predicted model, not a curated record
AUGGAUGAAGGGAAUGGGGGCGAGAUGAAAGGCGUUGUGAAGGAAGCGGAGAGAAAAGAGGUAAAUGUCGAACAGAGAGGAGACGUAAAGGUAGAAACUGGAGUUACAGCCGAAGUGAAACAUACGGGCUUUAAAUUCUGGGCGGUGUUCAUGACGGUGGGGAUGGGGAUGUUUUUUUCGGGUUAUGACGCAACGUGCGUGACUACCAUCACUCCUUUGAUCACCGACGAAUUUAACAGUCUGAAUGACAUUGCAUGGUAUGGAAUAGCUUACAUCAUAUCACGCACAACCCCCCUCCCACUCCUCCCCCUCUACUCCAGCAUCGCCGGCGGGCUGGAAUGCAUCGCCAUCAUCCUCGCGCCCCUCAUCUCCGGUUUCAUCACCGCGGGCACGUCUUGGCGAGUGUGUUUUUAUAUCAUCAUCCCCUUUGUCGUGCUCAUGCUGCUUACCACCUUUUUAUUUAUCGAUGUCUCCAACACGACGGAGCAAGCAUCUCUGUCGAUAAAAGAGAAGUUGAAGCAGUUGGAUUUACCAGGCAUAAUGAUCUUCUGGCCGGCGAUUGUAUCGUUUACGCUUGCUUUGCAAUGGGGCGGGAGUGUGUAUGCGUGGGGGGAUGGGAGGAUUGUUGGGUUGUUCGUUGUUUUCGGGGUUUUUACCGUGGGUUUUGCGGUUCAACAGUGGUAUUGCGCGGAAACAGCUACGAUAUCACCAGCGCUGCUGAAAGAAAGAACGGUGACGUUUGGAUGUCUCUUCAUGUUCGCAGUCUCCGGGUCGGGAUUUGUGGUUGAAUUCUACUCCCCCCUCUACUACCAAGCCAUCCACUCCACCACCCCCCUCGGCUCCGCCCUCCGCGACCUCCCCCGCCUCCUCGCCCUCGCCCUAUCCAUCCUCCUCGCCGGCUCAGUCACCACAUGCAUAGGCUUCUACACGCCCACCAUGCUCCUCGGCAGCAUCCUCAUGUCCGUCGGCGCCGGGCUGAUCACCACUUGGAAUACGACUACCUCGCUCGGACAGAUCAUAGGAUACAACCUGCUGUAUGGCGCAGGCGUGGGGUUCGCGUUUCAACAGCCUUUUAUAGCAGUCCAAACGGUGCUGCCGCAGAAAGAUGUGCCCGCCGCGAUUGUGGUGUUGCAGUUUGCGCAGUAUUUGGGGAAUAUUGUGGCAUUGGCGGUGGGGGAGAGUGUGUUUGUUGAGGGGCUGGUGGAAGGGUUGAAGGGCGUGGAGGGCGUGGAUGAGAAGUUGGUGUUGAGGGUUGGAGCGUUGGAUCUGAAGAGGGUUGUGCCGGAGGGGGUUAGGGGGGUGGUGUUGGGUGUUUAUGCGGAUGCGUUGGAUAGGGCGUUUUUGGUGGGUUGUGUGCUUGCUUGUGGGACUGUGGUUGGGGCGCUGGGAGUUAAGUGGAGGAGUGUUAAGGGGGAGAAGAAGGUAGAUGGUGUUGAGCGUAGGGUGAAGAAAUUGGAGGUGUGA